Molecule: messenger RNA, 1062 nt
Organism: Vicia faba (fava bean)
Lineage: Eukaryota; Viridiplantae; Streptophyta; Magnoliopsida; Fabales; Fabaceae
Source: the annotation of a GenBank genome assembly
AUGGAUCAUAAUCAUUUUCAUUAUCAACAAGCUAUGUUCAAUUACAUGCAAAAUAAUCAAAAUCCUAAUUCUCAAAAUGCUCAAAUUCCAUCGGUGUCAACAAACCCCGCCAUAUUUUUUCCGUCACCAAACAAUCCAAAUAUGUUUCCUAGCCCUCAAAUGAAUUCUAAUAGUAUGGAAUUUUUUUGUCAUGAACCGGAAAUACCGAUUGGAUUUAUGUCCGAUUGUCAACUUCCACCCUUUUCUACUCAAGUUGGUGCUGAAAAAGAAAAAAGGGUUGACGUUAAAAAAAAAUCUCGAGAGCAAUUUACAAGGGAUGAGGAUAUACUUCUUAUCCAAUCAUGGCUCAAUGUUUCAAAGGAUCCAAUUGUGGGAGUUGAUCAAAAGGCUGAGAAUUUUUGGGUAAGAGUCGUUGCCAAUUAUAACCAGUAUCGUGGACAAUCGCGGGAAAAGGUAGGGGGACAAUUAAAAUAUCGAUGGCGUCGAAUAAAUGGCAUGGUUCAAAAAUUUGUUGGGUGUUACAAACAAGCUGUUAAUGGAAAGAAAAGUGGGACAUCGGAGAACGAUAUCAUGGCCUCUGCACAUGCUUUUUUUGCUCAGGAUCAAGGUACAACAUUCAAUCUUGAGUAUGCAUGGCGACUGUUAAAAGAUGAACCUAAAUGGAUGGGAGAAUCGAUUGGAAGUUCUUCAAAAAUAACAAAGACUUCCACUAGUGGGGCAUCAUCGGAGAACCCAGAUACACAUUCAAGUUAUGAGUUUAACUCAUCAUCACCAAUGGAGCGUCCAAUGGGACAAAAAGCAGCAAAAAGGAAGGGUAAGACAAAUAAUAUUCCAACUGCAACGGAAGAUGCAAGGAAUAAAAGAACAACAGCAAUGGAAAGACUAGCGCAAUGUAAGGAGGACGAGAUAGAAGUAAAGGUAAUGCAAAUCAUGAUGAAAGACACUUCUACUAUGAGCGAUAGUCAACGAGAUAUUCAUGAAAAAUAUUGUAAUAAGAUGAGAAAAAAAAUAUGGAAUGUAGUUAAUAUCACUUAUGUAAAAUGGUCAUUAGUACCACUUUAA